Neurospora crassa OR74A is the source of this 3152-nucleotide messenger RNA. RefSeq lists its product as hypothetical. NCBI's taxonomy places the organism in Eukaryota, Fungi, Ascomycota, Sordariomycetes, Sordariales, Sordariaceae. Gene Ontology annotation, biological process: DNA replication; DNA replication initiation. Gene Ontology annotation, molecular function: DNA replication origin binding. The coding region runs from base 304 to 2520 and encodes 738 amino acids. Gene Ontology annotation, cellular component: DNA replication preinitiation complex; nuclear origin of replication recognition complex; nuclear pre-replicative complex. The transcript has 6 exons. The record is from RefSeq and is a predicted model, not a curated record.
GCUUGUUUGAGACGCGUUCCUUCAAAAUAUAGGUUGACGUCGCCGUUUCAUGAGACAAACAUCCCUGAACUUGAUGUUGGAUUAGUUCCCGUCUCUUUACGAUUUCGUUAACGGCUACACAGGAGGAUGUCGAGUACUUUCCAUUAGCAUCUAACUACCUGGAAGCCGUACGGGGAUCGAUAAGUGUCCAAACAUUUCAACUCUUUUUACACAUUGGAUCCAUUUACAUUUCUUACACCUUGCGCUUCCCUGAAAAAAUACCUGAUUUCUGGUUAAUCAGCCAAGGUAACCUCACCAAUCAAAAUGGCAGAGACACACGACGAAAACCCAACUCUCUCUGAGGAAGAUGAUCACCGGGCAGUCUACAUCUUCAACCCAAGAGCAGGUCACCAUACCUCCCUACCACAAGAGAAAACAGCUCGGCCAGUAAAAAAGCGGAGAGUCGGUAGUACACGAGCUUGGUCUGCCUCUGCCGCCGAUCAUGCGGGAGUAGCACCACAUGCGGAGGAGGAGACGGAGACGACAACGACUGCUGCUGCUGCCUUUUCUCAAUUGUUCGGGGGGAAGGAGAGUUUGGAAGCUGCGGGGUUGAGGAGGCAGGUGUUUGAUACGGCAUGGCCGGUUCUGGAUGGACGAAUCAAGAACGUACUAAGAGAGGCAAACCGAACGACCCUGGAGGAUGUCAGCUCAUUUAUACGUGACGCUGAAGGUGAUGCAACAAGAGGAACCAGAAUCCCAGCCGGCUUCAUCAUCACCGGCCCCAAUAUCGCCUCCCAAGACCUCCUGUUCGAACAACUUUCCGAGGCUCUCGGGAAAGCCACACAAGCCCGGUUUGUUCGUCUACGGGCGGCUGGGGCACCCAACCUCAAGGCGGCGCUCAAGAAGGUAAUAAGAGACGCCACUGCGCAGGUGUCUCUUGACGGCGGCGAUGGGGAUGAAGACACCGAGGUCGCCUUAGGCCGGGAUGGCAGGAAGUAUCUCGACUAUGACCUAGAGGGAUUACACGCUUUUUUCGGCGUGCAGCAGGAUUCGUCGCGGCGAGUUGUUGUGGCGUUUGAGGAUAGCGAGGCAUUUGAGAGCUCGUUGUUGACUGAUCUGCUUGGUCUUUUCCAUUCAUGGCAGGGGCGCAUCCAGUUCUCCGUACUCUUUGGCAUCGCUACCUCGGUGGAAUUGUUCCAGGCGCGACUCCUCAAGUCUACUGCCCGACAAUUGUUUGGUGCCAAGUUCGAUGUCGUCCAGGCAGAUUUGGUUCUUGAUAAUGUCUUCAAGAGCGCCAUUGCUGGGACGCAGGCGACACUUCGCCUGGGGCCUACGUUACUGAGGAGUUUGCUCGAUCGCCAGCGGGAUCAGGUUGCUGGCAUUCGGGUGUUCAUCAGCUCUAUCAAGUACGCCUACAUGUGUCACUUCUACGCGAAUCCUUUGAGUGUUCUGCUUGCGGAUGAAAAGUCCCUCACCCGUCAGCUUCUUCAACCUGAGCACAUUCAGGCUGUGCGGACGCUUGACUCCUUCAAGGCACACGUCGAGGCCGCGGUGGACGCCAGACAGCUUAACCAUGCGCAGUUACUUGUCGAAGAUGAUGGCUACCUCGUUCGCCAGAUGGUUGAGCAGCGGCAGAAAAAGCAAGAUUACCUGAUGCAACUAUUGCGUUCUCUACACCUCCUGACAAGCAUGGAUCUCGUUCCUGGCCGUUUCACCGAUCUCUACGUGGCCGCUCUCGCAGGGGGGCUCGAUCUAACGCCCACCAUCGACGGCAUAAAACGAUUAGGAGCAGACGACGUCCCCGCCCUGAUCAACCGCCUACUAACAGCCAUUCGAACCGGCAGUCCCGACCUCGACCUGCCAGGCUGGGAGGACGAAGCCGAGGAGCUCAUCAGUUCCCUCUGCGAGAUCCGCGACGAGAUCGAGGCAUUAGCAGAGCAAGCCCAGGAAAAAGGCCAACAAGCCCUCAAGAGCAAAUUCACCGCCCAAAGCAAAGUCCUCCGCACAACCGUCAUCGCCCAAAAAGUCCAGCUCAGCCAGGACACGGCCAAACUAACGGACGAAGACAAGGCUUUCGGUAAGGCUAUCGACGCUCUUGUGGACUUACUCACCCACCAUAUCUACAGCGAUCCCGUCGACAGUUUAUUCUUGCACGAAGCAUGGGCGUAUGACGCCGAGGCUCCGUACCGGGACGUCUUUGUUCCGCGGCCGGGAACGACCUUUGAGCGAGCGUUGACGAGGCCGCAUGCGUAUCUCGGGUGUGAGUGCUGCAGCAAAACCAACGGGACGCUGUCGGCCACGCUGCCGACGACGUGUGUUCUAUAUCGAUUGUACCUCGAGACGGGGUCGUUGGUCAAUGUGGCGGAUCUAUGGUCUGCGUACUACGCGCUUGUGGGCGAGGACUCGGAGGAUGGUGGACUGGGCGAGAGAGAGGCGCUGGUGCAGUUCUAUCACGGCUUGGCAGAGUUGAGGCUGAUGGGCUUUGUCAAGAGCAGCAAGAAGAAAGCGGAUCAUGUUGCCAAGGUUAAGUGGUUGCUGUAAUCGGCUCGGGAUAGGUGUGUGUACUGUGUGUAUGUGAGUGUGAGUGUGUGUGGCUGGGAAGCGGAUGGAGGGAAAGAGGAGAAAGGGGAAGAACCGAGCCGAGAGCAUCAGGGCAACUUUCCGUUCGCGUUCUUUGUUCGUUUCGAAUGUCCCAUCCUUGGAUGUGGAUGGAAUGGGAAGCUAUGUUUGGCAUUUUGAGUGGCCACAUGGGGAAAAUGCAUUGUUACUGUCAUGGGCAUUCAUUCCAUUCACAUCGUUUUCGACAAGACCUCCAUACAAGGCCGAACAAUGUAUUCGAUUGGCAUAAUCCCGUUACCCUCUCGAAUCCAGAUAAAAGAGACAAAGCCCCCCCUAACAAAAGGGGGGGAAGACAAAGAAAAGACCAUGACGGCAUCCCAACGUUCGGUAUAGCUGCCUACCUGUGCUGUUUCUGGAAAUCGCCAGCGGCUUUUCUCUGCCACCAAAGACAUAAAACACAUGCUUUCGUGCGCAAUGUCUACCAUACAACAGUGACGGCGGUCAUCUUCGCUAGGCUAUUUGAUCAUUUCCGGUCUGCUUAUUUGAAUCGUGAACUGCUUCUGCUUCGUUUCGUUUCGUUGAUGUAUCCAAAAGGUCGUCGUCGGUUUAUUUUU